Messenger RNA from Lates calcarifer (barramundi perch), 3798 nucleotides. RefSeq names its product colony stimulating factor 1b (macrophage) (gene csf1b). The record is from RefSeq and is a predicted model, not a curated record. The transcript has 9 exons. Lineage: Eukaryota; Metazoa; Chordata; Actinopteri; Centropomidae. Gene Ontology annotation, cellular component: membrane. Gene Ontology annotation, molecular function: cytokine activity; growth factor activity. The coding region runs from base 297 to 1040 and encodes 247 amino acids.
GCUGUCUGUCAGCUGAGACAGUUAGUCUCGGUUUGAACUCACUCUGCGCAGGAGGAGCACAUCAGGCAAUGCUUUGAAGAACAACGCCACAUGACGAAGUGUCAAAUUUACCUAAAAGCAAAUUCCUUUCUGUGGAGUGGAACUGAAUAUAUGAAAAGGAUCUCUUUGCUUCAAUGUGUGUGACAGAGGAGUCUGGUGUUUUUCACUGUCAAACACGUACCAGAUGACCAUCCUUGUGUCAACCCUGAUUCAGAGCAAAGCUAAGGUAGUUGCAGGUAAAGUGUCUGUGUGUGCUUAUGUUCCUGAGCUUCCCUCUGAAUAUGGCUGAGGUCCCUGGUCCAUGCAGACACUCCAUCACUAGGGAGCACCUGCUUACAGUCAGGCAUCUGAUGGAUAACCAGUUGAGAAGUGGGUGCUCGAUAACCUACACAUUCAUAGAACGGAGAAGUUUGAGCAAGUGUUGCUUUGUAAAAGCUGCUUUACCCUGGAUCCUGGAGCUCCUCACCACCCACUUCAAAUAUAGCCGGGGUUCAGUCAAUGAUGGCUAUGUUCAGUCCCUGAGAGCUCUCAUCCUCAACAUCUAUUCUCAGAAAUGUGUGCCACAGAUUAAUGAGGAGGUCGAGGAUAAGCCAGAGAGUUUUGAGACGCUCUACAGAGGGUCUCCUACAGAGGCACUACAGAGGGCUUCAGAGGUGCUGUCUGUUUACUGGGAGCUGGUCACGACCAGCGACGCACCAGUAGACUGGAGAUGCCAGCACGAAUACACAGAAGCCUUUGGCUCCACCACAGAGCUAUCCACAGAGUCACCCUCACAUUUUACAGACAGUUAUGGUAGGAAGUCAGUGAAGGCCUCUCAGAGACGACCAGUCAGAGACCUGUACAAGCUUGGCUUCAUCAUCGCCUCCAUCUGCGGAGGACUGCUGUUCAUACUUACUCUCUACUGUCUCAUCACACAAAAGAGAACUCAUGACCCUCACAGAUCAAGAUCUGACACAAACUCAAGCAGAGAGCUGCAGGACAUGGAGAUGGAACCACAAUAAUGGUUUUUCUCCUCCCCUCAGGUGGUAAAGAGCACAUGACUGCAGCAGCAGAUGGAACACUUGUGAAGCUGUACAUUUUAUCCAUCAUGAACAAGUUUUCAUAUCAGUAUUGUGUGUGUAAUGUAUCAUGCUCAUCUAUUUAAUCGGAAGCUUCGCUUUGACUGAAAGCAAAGAUGGACCUUAUUUGGAAUAAUGUGCUAUGUAUAUUAUGUUUAUGCGUUAUCAUUUGCAAAUAUCUUUUCAAGUUCACAAAAAAGUUUUAUUUUUACACUAGUUACAAAUGUUGAAUAGCCUAAUAUGUCUCAAUUUGCUGCCACUUAACCAACUGUUUAUAAUGUUGUUUGCCAAACAUUUCCACAACUUAUUUAUUAGUUUGACUCUAUUCAGUCACUGUAUUGAUAAUAAAAGUUAACCAUAAAUACUAAAUCCAAAAUAUAAUGCUCUCCAGCUGUUCAGCUACCAAUGCAUUCAUAUAUAAACACAAUCUAAAGAACAGGUAACAGCCUAAUUAAAGGGUUUAGGCUACUUUAUAACCUACAUCCUGUUUGACUUAACACUUUAUGAGGAAUCAAAAAUGCUUUUAUCCUUGCCAAUAUGGUCUUUCCCAGUUCCCACUGCUUUGGAAAGUGGUUUAAUUCCCUUCAUAAUCAGCCUACACUGAUAAUCAAUACACAGUCUUCAUGGAGCCAACUGUGAAAAGUUAUGGCCAAAGUUUUAUUGCAAAACAGUAUGAAUAGUUUCAACAUGAACUCUGGAGAAUAUUCUGUUAUUGGUCAAACACACUGGGCUGUUGUUACUGGCAGAGAGAGAGGAGAGAGAAACGAUCAUGAUUGAUGCACACCAGCCACUGCUGCAGCUGAAAGAAAUGUCUUAACUGCGCAGGGCCUGACAGGAUUUGGUUUGCUACUACAGUUUACACAAAUGCAUGCAUGACAUUUAAUCAUUAAUGUGUGGCAGUGGUAAGCAACAGGAUAAUACAGAGAGAGAGGGAAGGCGGGGCAUGUGUAUUCCCUAAUACCGUCAUGCCUUUUACUCGUGUUUACUCACUGAUGGCCCAGCCUGAUGUUUUGUAAUAAUAAAUUGCAUAACGUCUGAGUCUGAGAUAAAUUGGACAAUUCCCCACAAAGUGAAACAAUUGUAUGCGUCCCAGAGAGGACCACAUCAGUAAACUCUGUCAAAAGAUUCCCACAUAUGAUCACGUACAUGUGUGCUGGCCUCUAUUUUGUUUCUGAAGAAUCUGCGUAAGAAGCGGAGGAGAAAAAAAAAAACAGCCCCGCUCCACAGCCUCUGCAGAACCAUGCACAGCCUGCAAUAUAACAUGAUCUAUAACACACUUCAUUUCACAGGCUACCGCUUAUCAGUGCGCAAACCAUCAUUGCACCACCAGCAAUCCAUUCUUUAUCCCAAGACAUUGCUCCAUUACAAAACAAGGAAAGUAUUUCUAUAAUUCAAUUUAGUGCCUUUCUGCAGAGGAUUAAAGGCAGCUGUGGAAGAUGAAAAGGCAAGUUGUCUUCAACAAUAAAUAUGUGGGAACUGCCUAAGACCAGUUUGAAUUGUCAAGAGGGCUGCCGCCUUUUUCUCUCUCCCAACCUCUCUGCCUCUCUUACCUUCAAAUUAGAGGAAACAGAACAUGUUGUUGGAGCUAAAAAUACAUCACUGUCAACAGUUAGAGAGACAAAUAACUCUGGAAAUUGUUCGCCCCCCCCCAGAUGUAAUAAUAGGUACAAAGUGGCAAAUUCCUAGAUGAAAAAAAAAUCACUUUACACUUUGCGUAAAAAUGUGUAAUUCAUAGCUCUCUGUCUGGGUGGAUAUAAACUGAAUCAUGUCGAUUCACAGGUCAAAAAUCUGGAUUCUUAGCUUACUGACUCACUCUGUCUGUGAAGUACACAUUUUAAUGACACAUACAAUAUAAAACACAUUGGCUCAGAAUUUACAACUUACAAGAAUCUUUCAAAAGUGAAGUUUAAGUUACUGAAACACACCUACCAAAAAACUAAAACAUUAUAGAGCAGUUAAUACAGUAAUAACAGACUUGAAACCAACAAAUGAUUAGCUUUUAGAUAGAGCCUUAUCUGAAGAAGGAAUACAUAUUUUUUCAUCAGUUAUAGACACAAACACCCAAUGUUAAAUAAUGUAAUGUAAUGUUAAAUGUUGCUGGAAAAUUAUGAACAGUCUUUAAAGUAAAAAUAUUCUAAAGAUGUAACAACAACCAGUAAACCCAUUAUUAAGUGAAUACACUGACUGCAUGUUAAAAAGUGACCUAGCCAAAUAAUAAUAAUGAAAAUUUUCACUGCCCAUCUUACUGUUUUAUCACCUGGUACCACAUGGUGGAGGCAAAGAUCCAAACUGAAUCUCACAGUGAUGACAGUGUUGUUUUAUACAGGUUAUAUUUUGCCAGACAUGACACAAGCAGAACUUGUUGUCAACAGCUACAACUUAUUAAGAGUUUGAGUAUUAUUUUGCCAGAAUACUGCAACUGAUAAUCUAAUUGGUCUGUUGAAAGGAUGUCAUCCAUUGCUCUUUGUCAUCCAUAUGCCUGUCAUCUGGAUACAUGAUUAUACAUCUGUGGUAUUUCCCGUUUAUUAGUACUGGAACUGUUUAAUCAUUUGGAAUAAUAAUAGUAGCUCUUGAAACAGUUUAACAAAACAUCAUCUUGCAAAGUUUUGCUAGUGAGGACAGUAAGUGACAUAAGGUAAAAAUAGGGACAGGUGACAAGAAGCAGGGGUGUUACAGAAGGAGCAAAAACCCUGAGUGAGCU